Messenger RNA from Talaromyces amestolkiae, 1050 nucleotides. RefSeq lists its product as uncharacterized. The transcript has a single exon. Lineage: Eukaryota; Fungi; Ascomycota; Eurotiomycetes; Eurotiales; Trichocomaceae. Bases 1 to 1050 code for a protein of 349 amino acids. The record is from RefSeq and is a predicted model, not a curated record.
AUGCCAAAAGUCCUCGUCACCGGUGCAAACGGCUACAUCGGCAACGCCGUCGCCAAAGCCUUCAACCGCGCCGGCUGGACAACAUACGGCCUCAUCCGCCGCGCCGCCGACGCCUCGGACCUAUCCCAAAACGAGAUAUAUCCCAUCAUCGGCACGCCUCAGGACAUAUCCCUGACCGAAAACCAGGAGCACUGCGUCUUCGACGUCGUUGUGUCCAAUACCGAGGAUUGGUCGGAUUAUGAUGGUCAUUUCCGUCAUGUCAAGGCUAUGUUGACGCAUAUUGGGAAGCGUACAUGGCAUAUUACUGGAGUAAGAACGCUGGUGUUGUUUAGCAGUGGGUGCAAAGAUUAUGGGAUAACGGGAAAGCAUGGUGAUGCAGAUUUGGCUCCGCAUAUGGAGUCGAGUCCGUUGAAUGUGUUCCCGUUUCUCCAGGCGAGGACAAAAAGUGCUGCUGCCCUGCUAGAAGAUGGCAACAACGGCAAUCUACCCUUUGAUGUUGUUGUGUUGCGACCGACGAAUGUCUAUGGUUAUGGCUCUAGCUUCUAUGGCUAUCUGUUCGCAUGGGCAGACAAAGCAAAGAAGGAUGGAAACAAGGUGUUGCGAGUUGCCGCUGACCCGAACACCAUCAUGCACUCUACUCAUGUUGAUGACUGUGCACUCGCGUAUCUGAGUCUGGCAGAGCAUCCCGUCAGAGACGAGAUCAAGGGCCAGGCUUUCAACAUCUCAAACGCAAGAUAUGAGACGCUGCGCGAGGUCUGUGAGGCUUUGGCCAAGUCAUAUGAAUUGUCGGUCGAGUAUGAAGAGCCCAGGGCAUUCAAGGAUAUCAAGCUAGGAAUGAUCGAAGCGAUUGUUCAAUAUUCACAAUGGGUGUCGUCCGACAAAAUUCGUCAGUUGACUGGGUGGAAAGAGCAGCGAGCUUUCUUCGCUGCCGGUAUUGCGCAGUAUCGAAUGUCCUUUGAAGCGGCGCUUGCUGCUAAGCAUCAGGGGACUGUGAAGGUAUACGAAAAUUUCCAGAAUCCGUCCAUUUCAGGCCGUGAGUGGAAAUCAUAG